Ruditapes philippinarum (Manila clam) is the source of this 4376-nucleotide messenger RNA. RefSeq lists its product as uncharacterized. The transcript has 6 exons. The coding region runs from base 1103 to 3763 and encodes 886 amino acids. The record is from RefSeq and is a predicted model, not a curated record. NCBI's taxonomy places the organism in Eukaryota, Metazoa, Mollusca, Bivalvia, Venerida, Veneridae.
ACCAGGAUUUACGUCAUAACGCAUAUAAUGUUUAUAGCGACAAGAUCGAUAUUAAUACCGAUUAGUUCUUUUAAUUUAAUUUUUGAGACCAUGCUAGUAAUGUGUACCUUUCUUAAAUUUUUAUUCUGUUUGAAAAUGGACCAUAACACAAAAGUUUAUUUCCUACUGUAAAAUCAUACGUCAUACAGAUAAAUUGUGAUAAAACAAAUGUGGAUGUUUAUGAUGUAUACAUCUAUAGAAUAUUCCAUGACUUCGACAUAGAGAUACUAGGGAUGAUUUGGUAACUUAGAAAAUGGCAACCACAAGUAUAGGUCAAACUUCGUCGACAUGUGCGGAGCAGAAUCGUUGCCACCUGUUUCGUCUGCAAAUGCUGAUUAUAGACGGAGGACUACUGAUACUAAGGAAUAUUUUGGAUAAGAAACUUCAAAAUUCCUCUCUAAGCCUUAGCACAUUUUUACAACAAAAAAGGUUAAAACUAACCAAUCUAAGAGCAAAAGGAAGAAUAACACAAGUACAAUAUGAUGUAUUGUUUCCAUCAGGCGGCAGUGGUCCCUCCACCACCGACCUAGACGUCACGUUAAUCAUGUUUCUGCUUAGGAACUUCAAGUCAUUUGGUAUGAAUAAGAAUUUCCAGUGGAACUCAAAUCCUGCACAAGGUGAUACUUCAAUUGAGGCUGAUAUGUUUCGUCUGACAAUGUACAGGAACGAGCUAAGUCAUAUAUCUUCAACAAGUGGAAUUACACCGAAUAUCUUCACAAAAAAGUGGACGGAGAUCGAACAGGUUCUUUUGAGGUUGAACUCGAAGACGACUCCCAUUCAACAUCUUCAAAAGACCAUUGAUGACUUUAAAGUAAGUCCACUUGAUCCAGAGGCAGAGAGAAGAGUACAGAAGGCCAUAGACAGUUGGCAAAUGUUAGAAAAAAGUGUUGAAGCUGAAUUAAAACUUAUAAAAGAGGACACAAAGGACAUAAAACAUUCUGUAGAUAGUCAGGCACAGAGUAUUGAUGAAUUAAACAGGAGGACGUUUGAACAUGAUUAACAAAUACAGGAAUUAAAGUUAAAGGAAGAACCUAAAAAGGAUGAUACAGCAGAGACAGAAUCAAUGCGACUUUCUCAAUAUGCAGAGUGGAAAAAAAAACUCAAGGAUCAACUGAUAACAUGGUACAACGCCAAUCAGAGUACAGUUCCUCUUUCACCACUAACAGAUGAUUCCCAUACACCUCUAGCUGGGUUCUAUAUUUUGCCAGAAAUUGACAUACAAACGAAUCUCUCAGGUGGAAAGAAAGUAACAACUAGAGUCAAGUCAUUACUCGACCUGUUUGCAUCGGAUAGAAAACGUCAACUGAAAAUAUAUUUAUCAGCGAUAGCUGGAUUCGGGAAAACAGCAUUUUCAAAAUAUCUCACUAUAACGUGGUGUCAAGCUCAUAAAAAGGAUGAAAGCUAUAAGCAUUUUAAAGAAAAAGAAUUAGAUGCUUUGUCUGACUUUAAGUUUUUGUUUCUAGUUCUAUUGAGAGAUUCAGUUAACGUCUGUGAUGUUGACGAUAUGAUUGAACAACAAGUCAUACAAUACCUUCCUUGCUCAUCUUCAAUGCCAAAAGGUCUUUUGAAGGACAUUUUAGAUCAUGAAAAAUGCCUUGUUAUAUUAGAUGGACUUGAUGAAUGGUCACAUCCUGAAAACAAGUGUACAAAACUCCCUAAAAGUAUUCCACAUCAAUAUGAACGUGAAAAAUGUGUUAUCUUAACCACGACCCGGCCAUGGAAGCUUGGAGUCUCAAACUUGAAAACAAAUCAAAUACACAAAACAAUAGAGCUAGUUCAACUUAAAAAAGAUGAUGUACGGCAAUUUAGCCACAAUGCAAUGGGAAUAUUGAAAGACGACACUGAAGAAGAUGAACUCUGUGCAUUUGAAGAGAAAAUUAGAAACCAUGGCCUUGAAGAUAUGAAAUCUACGCCUCUCCUUUUACUCUAUCUUAUAUGUUUAUGGGUUUACAAAUUUCCAAUAGGAAAUUCCGCUGUUGAAAUCUAUACAGGCAUAAUUGAGCUCCUUCUUUCUAGAACAGCAACGCUACAUGGAAAGUUCCAUUCAUCGUGUGAAAUAUCCCCAAGUUAUAUUCCUGAAUGUUUCGAAAACCAUACACGUUGCUCUUGUUACUCCACGUUUCUUUUGAAGAUAGGGAAAUUAGCUUUUUAUACAUUGUUCAGUAAGAUAAAGGAGCACACAUUAGUUUUUGAUAAAAAUAUUGCUGAAAAAUAUCUUAACCAGGAAGAUUUGAAGUCAAGUUGUCUAGCAGGAAUGUUAUCAGAAAGCAAAACGAAAACAUUAAUAGCUGAAAGUUUUAAAAUUUCAUUUUCACAUAAAACAGUGCAAGAAUACUUUUCAGCUAUAUUUAUAAGCUUUAUAAGCUUUCAAGAUACAAAUGAAGUUCAAAAAAUCAUCUUUGAAGAGUGCAACUGUUUACAAAAUAUUCUAAACAUGUCAAAAGUGUUUGUCUUCAUCAGUAAUAUGAACCCAAAAUUAAUGUCUGCAAUAUCAAGAGAUUUAAUGCCGAUGAUAAACAAUGAUGAAAAAACAGGCAAAUACAGAACUAAUACAGAUAUUAAUCACAUGCCUGUGUUACAGGAUAUACAAGACAUGUACAUUUCUUGUGCCAUAGAAACAAAGGAAAACAUAAACCUAAAAUUGUAUUUACAAGAUUUCAGAAUCAGUGACAAUGCACAAUGUCAGGAAUUACAACAUUUGUGUCAGCAAAAUAAAGAAAACAUAAAAUCAAUAAUGAUACGAAAUGUAGAUAUUUAUAGUCUUCAAGAAAUUAUCAAAUUGUUUGCACUCUCUGACUUUCCACUUAUAGAGAAAUUUUACUAUAAGGGAGAAAUUAAAGAAGAAGAAGAAGACGAAAUAACGAGCUUGUUAUUUAAUACUUUAAAAUGUUUCACUAUGAGAUCAUGUAAAUAUAAAAAUCAUGCAUUUCAUGCGAAAUAUUGCCGGCUGUCUGCAGAGAUAAAUGACAGACUGGAAAACUUACAACACCUGGAGUAUUUAUGUUUAACCUAUUUCACUAUGACCCACGAGAUAAUGGAAAGAUUAUUAAUUUUCCUCACUAGCAAAAAGUCAAUGAAAGAAAUAAUAUUGUAUGAACUGAAAUGUAGUGAUCAUGAUACAGAUGAUAUUUCAUGUAGAUUCAACCUGGACCUAUCUCAACAUUUACAUCUAAGAUAUUUAGGAUUGACCCGAAUACCUGUGUCAAAAAUUAACAUGGAUGCAUCCUUGUUGGAGCAAUGUACUGUAGGUGAAUUACAUCAACCUGGUGAUGCGUCAUCUUUUCUCAGUCGACUACCUGCAGCCAGUAAACUACACACAUUAAUGUGUCAGCAUAUAAAAUCGUCCUGUGACAUAGAAACAAUGUUGAAAACUUUACCAUUGUUACAUUACAUGAAAGAAGUUUGGUUGUAUGGAAUCAAUUUAGGUGAAAAGUCAUUAAAACUUUCACCUAAAAUGACCAACAUUGAACUUGUAGCCUUGUAUUAUAUAACAAUGUCUUGUACAGUGUUAAAUGAUCUCAUUUCUGUUGAUCUCAUAACUGUUAUAAAUAAACUACCACAUACAGUGACAGUAUGUCUGGAAGGUUGUGAUAUAAAACCAGAAACAGAAUUUGAGAACUUUAAAACAUUAAUAAAAAACUCAGACAUUUUUGUGAUCACCCAUGAUGGCACCUUAAAGUCUGGGACGUAUAGGUUUGAGUUUAAAACAAUUGAAACUACAUAGUUACCUUAAAUGAACCUGGAGAAAAAAUAUAGAUACGUUACAAGUGAAAUAGAUACAGUUUUUAUAUUUUGAGUCUGACUUUUGAUCAAUAAACCAUUUAGAUAAUUUUAUUAGUUUCUCAAAAUGUGAAUAUGAAUUGAAACAGAGGUUUUCUUGUUAGGUCAACAAGUACGGAUUGAUUCUAAAUGUAUUAAACAGAAGUGUUUUAUUUCUACUCGGUUAUAUAAGGCUAUGAUACGUACUUGUUGUUCACUAUUCAUGACCCUAGGCCAGGUACUGUAGGGGAAGUCAGAUAAACUCAGCUUUGGUCAACUAUAUCAUGACCAACUCGUUAUCUUUUGGGCAACCCGUCCGAACAUUUUUAUGUACAAAAAUGUUAUUUAUCAAAAUUUAAAAUAAUAUCAGUUAUUUAUUUUAUGCUUUUCAUUGGAUUACUGAUUUAUCCGUGAAAAUUAUAUUUGAUAAUUUCACAGUGAAAAUUAUCAAAAUAUAAUUUCACACUUUUCAAUGACGAAACUACUUUUUUAAGAUUUUCCCCAUGUGGUACCUAAAUUUUAUUUUUGCUAACAAUUCUGACAAUGGCAUGCUGUUUAAAGAAAAAGCAAAGCUUAAA